AUGCGUCCUGACGCCCGCCGCUCACGGGACGUGGUGCCUGCUCGGGCUCCCCCUGCUCCGCCACCCGGCACAGAGGAAACCUUCCCUUAUCGCAGUGGCCCGUCACAGGUCACUCCUCACGCCGACCCCGUGGAUUCCGCAGAUUUGAGACAGACAGCAGCAGAGUUGGACAGCACUGCCAAGUCAGCUAUGGAGUCCUCAAGUGACGAAGAUUUUGUUCCUGAUUUUGAGGAUUACGACAGCGAUGACGACUUGUCAGAGGAAUCUGAGGACGACGAAGAGAUCAGCUGUCCUGAGAAGCCUGGUUUGUGUUCCAUGAAACACUUCAACGAGUGGCACGAUCAAGAGGGUGUGCCACAGAGCGAAGCAAGACAACAAGGGGCAGAAAGAUCGUGA
Eriocheir sinensis (Chinese mitten crab) is the source of this 396-nucleotide messenger RNA. RefSeq lists its product as uncharacterized. NCBI's taxonomy places the organism in Eukaryota, Metazoa, Arthropoda, Malacostraca, Decapoda, Varunidae. The transcript has 4 exons. The record is from RefSeq and is a predicted model, not a curated record. Bases 1 to 396 code for a protein of 131 amino acids.